AUGGAGUUUGAAACAGUGAAGAAAAACUUGGAGAAAGGUCUGGACGGCAAUGAAAUACUUUCUCGAUUCUUUGAGGACUUCAUCAUGCAGGGUCUGGGACUCCACGUCGAGUUGAUCGAACAGGGCCGACUGCUUUGCUCCAUGAAAAUCCCAGUUCGAUUUCUGAAUCCAAUGAAUGUGUUACAUGGUGGAGGCACUGCAUCACUGGUGGACUUGGUUGGUUCUGCGGUUAUACACACUUAUGGACUCCCCACUGGAGUCUCCGUGGAGAUCACUGUCUCUUAUUUGGAUACUGCUUUUGCCGAUGAGGAAAUUGAGAUAGAAGGCAGGGCGUUGCGAGUUGGGAAGACGGUUGCCGUCGUGAAUGUCGAGUUUCGCAAGAAAAAAACAGCCAGAAUUUUUGCACAGGCUCGUCAUACCAAGUGCCUCCCUCCCCAAACAAGGAUGUAA
Molecule: messenger RNA, 450 nt
Organism: Hibiscus syriacus
Lineage: Eukaryota; Viridiplantae; Streptophyta; Magnoliopsida; Malvales; Malvaceae
Product: acyl-coenzyme A thioesterase 13-like
Exons: 3
Coding region: 1-450 (149 amino acids)
Molecular function (GO): fatty acyl-CoA hydrolase activity
Source: RefSeq, a predicted model, not a curated record